UCCCCCUCGCCACACUGGGUAAGGGCGCAACUUGACUGGAAGACUUGGAUAGCAGUUGCUGUAGGUAUGACUACGAUGGUGCCGGGAACUGACCCAGCGACAAGGCGCCAGUCGACAGCAAACAGUAACCAGACCGUUGCUCAGGGAAAGCAAAAUGAGCUAGAAACGAUUGAGUGCGCUAUUUAAAGGAGGAGGCGCCGCCGCCGCCGCCGCCGCCGCUGCUGCUUCAAAGCGGAUAGUAGUGUGACCGGCCAUCCAUUUUGCUAUCGUUGUGCCGAAGUUGCUGUUCUAACGAGUGUGACAUCAACGCCGGCCGAUAUCCUGAUAAACAAACAUAGGCGCGUUUGUUUCUUCUCUGCAUAUCAUUGGUAACAACGGAAGUACUAGUGUAGAGUAAGGUGUGUUCUGUACAGUUUGCGAGGAUGAGUCCUGGCGUUAAGAAGCCGCAGAAGUGUUUUUUCCAAUAGGGACACUUUUGCUAACAGCUGAGCCGGGUUGGACCGCGUGUGCCUUAUCAUGCACUUUGUAAAUAUUUGCUGACCUUUUUUCCUGCCUGAUAUGCGUAUGAAACGUCGACGCGACAAGUUGAAUGAAAUCGACGGUCUAAAAGGGAUAAUGACUUACUGAAUUAUACCUAUUUGCUCUUCUAGUAGCGACAUCAGCCUGGUACGUCGAGGACGCACAGACGGAGCUGGAGUUCACGAAAUGCAAGACUGCGCCAAAAUUCCCGCCAGCGUUUACUUUGUGGUAGUCUAUAUGGGUGCUUUUAUGUGUCGAAAAUAUUCUUCUUGCAGAGAUCACACUGAUGUGGACGGAAUCUGUCUAUUCCAUACUCGGAAGUGUCUCUUGUACGUAGACUUUAUCAACUAAGAAAGCAAUAUGAUGGUCUUCGGAGAGGCUCGGCGACAACGUCUUAAGAUGUCGUAUACCAAUCGUUCUUGCUUUAAAGCCGUACUUGUCCUGACUUUGAUUUCGGCUUAUGUCAUCUUGGCAUUAGUCAGUAACCUCGGCAUGCUACCCAUCCAGGCAAAUCUGGGAAGCAUCAAGGAAUUGCAAGAGUCAGAAUUGAACAAACGGAACUAUACGAUCUCAAUAUGGAAAGUGGGAGCUCGCAUGCAGAGGCGCUUCCUUCGAUCAUUCGGAUCCAUUGAGAGAGAUCCGUUCGCACAGUGUUCAGUCAGAAAUUGCCGCCUGGAAGUAAAUGAUUCGCUGGUGAGAUUCAGCGACGCAGUCAUGUUUCAUUUGCAUCUUUUGAGAAAUAUCAAAACAGCCCUACCUAAAACGCGGCCGAUUAAUCAACAGUGGAUAUUCUUCACGGAUGAGUCACCUUACCAUACCUUUAUGGCUGACCCCAAGCUAACGAUGAAGGAUCUCAACGGCCUGUUCAACUUAAGCAUGACCUAUCGUUCAGACUCGGACAUUCCCAUUCCUUACGGUCGUACGGAAAAACUGCCGUCCCCCAACCUCGAAGAUUUAACGUCCAUGUUAAAGAGCAAGACAAAAGGUGUUACCAUCCUCGGCUCAAACUGCGAUGGAAAAAACGGUCGGUGGGAUUACGUGCACGAGCUGGCGAAAUAUAUCCAGGUGGAUAUUUUCGGUCGAUGCGGAAAGCAAGCAUGUCCAGAGCAUUUUUCUAAAGAUUGCGAUGCGAUUAAAGACUACCAGUUCUACCUUUCCUUCGAGAAUUCGAAUUGUGCUGAGUAUCUAACGGAAAAGUUGUGGUACAACGCCUACCAUAAAAAGGCAAUUCCGAUUGUGAUGGGGGCUCCGAAAGACGACUAUGACCGACUGUGCCCUCCGCAUAGCUUCAUUCACAUUGACGACUUUGCCUCACCUAAGGAGCUCGCUGAGUAUAUCAUACUACGAAAAAACCCUGAAGAUCUCGUGGCGUAUCAUACGUGGCGUCGCAGCUAUCGGGUGGUCAACGAACACGGUUACUUCGGUACGCCUUCACUACAUCUAUGCCGUAUGUGCGAAAUGCUCAACAAACCAAUUAAAAGGCAAACGUUGGACCACCUCGAGUCAUGGUGGAGUGUACGGAGAGACUGCAGAAAUACACGAUACAAAGCGUCUACUGCGUAGUAUAAAGUUCUAUUUUAAAAUAAAUUCAGCUAACGGACAUGGUCACUAGCGUGUAUGUUACUCACAAUUCAAUUUUCUCUUAUAAUGCCUCAUUCAAUUUAUUACGAAAGUGAUCGUGGUGCAAAGAUGAUACUUGAAUCAUUUAGGCAUGAUUUUUUCCGCAGAAGAUGAAAAAUAGAUAGAACAACAAAAGCUGUGUACAUAUCCUGGUGUUUUGUAAUUGUUCCCUAUUCGAACGGAUGCUCUGGUGGGUGAGCAACUAAACAGCUCAGAAAAUUCUGUGCGCUUGAAAAGUUAUCGAUCAGAUAUCUUCAAGGAGACAGAUUUCUUGAACGAAAUCGUAAGGACCACCGCAGGCUUUGUCGUGCGCAAUAAACAGUUACCAACGAA
Molecule: messenger RNA, 2472 nt
Organism: Varroa destructor (honeybee mite)
Lineage: Eukaryota; Metazoa; Arthropoda; Arachnida; Mesostigmata; Varroidae
Product: inactive fucosyltransferase B-like
Cellular component (GO): membrane
Molecular function (GO): fucosyltransferase activity
Source: RefSeq, a predicted model, not a curated record